AUGAAAUUCUCUGCCCUUACUCUUGCUGUGCUCGUUGCUGCCUUCAGCGACGUCGCUUCCGCUCAUUACCGUUUUGCUUGGCUGACCGCCGGAGGGGUCAAGGGUGCUGAAUAUGAAAAUAUUCGUCCGAACACCAACUACAACUCUCCAGUUACCGAUACUACCUCGACUGAUAUCCGCUGCAAUGUCGGCGCCACUGGGUCUGCAACUACCAUCAAGACAGUCGCCGCUGGAUCAACUGUUACUUUUGACCUUGAUCAAGCAGUCUACCACCAGGGCCCCAUUCUUUGGUAUCUUGGAAAGGUCCCCUCAGGCCAGACUGCCGCCACCUGGGACGGUUCAGGUGCAAACUGGAUCAAGAUCAAGCAGGAAGGCCCCACCUUCAGCAGUGGUUCUGCUACAUGGCCCAUGUACCAGACAUACUCUGCCUCUAUUCCCUCUUCCAUCCCUAGUGGAGACUACCUCCUUCGUGUUGAGCAAAUCGCGCUCCACAACCCCGGCGGUGCUCCUCAAUUUUACAUCUCCUGUGGCCAGAUUACGGUUACUGGAGGCGGAAGCGCGAGCCCAAGCUACUUCUCGAUUCCAGGACACAUCACUGCAACUGACCCUGGUAUCACAGUUAACAUCUAUAAUGCCUUCACCAGUUACACUUUCCCAGGGCCUGCUGUGUUCUCUGGUUAA
Messenger RNA from Morchella importuna, 681 nucleotides. RefSeq lists its product as uncharacterized. The transcript is spliced from 4 exons. Bases 1 to 681 code for a protein of 226 amino acids. The record is from RefSeq and is a predicted model, not a curated record. NCBI's taxonomy places the organism in Eukaryota, Fungi, Ascomycota, Pezizomycetes, Pezizales, Morchellaceae.